AUGGCAAACAGGAAAUGGCAAAGCACCACAGUGGCCAUGCUGGAUCACCCUACAAGAGCCUGCCCUUCUUCUCCUCAUGGCCAAGCAACCGAGAAGGCCAAAAGUACUUUGCCCGAGGAAGACUAUGGGGAGAAGGUGAUGGAUGCAGUAUCAGUCGGUCAAGGUAGCUUUCCCCCGGUAGACUCCGAGCAUAUUGAUAACAGCGGCGAUGGGGACUCUAGUUCAGAUUAUGUCAACAACACUUCGGAGGAGGAGGAUUAUGAUGAAGGGCUUCCAGAGGAAGAGGAAGGAAUCACCUACUACAUUCGAUAUUGUCCGGAGGAUGACAGUUACCUGGAAGGAAUGGAUUGCAACGGAGAAGAAUACGUCCCCCAAGAAGUGCAUCACGUGGAGACGGACGAGUGCCAGGAAGCUAUCGAGGAAGGAGAAUGGGUGGAGACCAAAAUUCAGCACCAGGACAACGUGGCCGAAGCCGUGGGCUACCACGAAGGCUGCAUCCAGAUUCUGGAAAGCGAGGUGGCCUGUUUAGAAAUCCAGGACCAAGACGAGAGCCUGCGGUAUUGCCAUCCCGGCGAAGGCGGGUACUACUCCCCGGAAGCCAACGGCAACUCCCGCCGGAUGUCCCCUUACCACGGCAGGACGGAAGAGAGAGAUUUGGAAGAGCAGGAAGAAGACAUCGACCAGAUUGUGGCGGAGAUCAAGAUGAGCAUGAGUAUGAACAGCAUCAACAGCGCAUCGGAAAUGAGCCCGGAGCACGACGGCACUGAAAACGUGCCCAAUGACUAUGCAGAGACGUGUCCCAAGGGAGAGCCCGGCCAUGUGGCCAGUCGGCACCUGGGGCGGCCCAAGUCCUUGAACAUCCCUCCAGCCUCCAAGCAACUUGGAGAUGCCCCAAGAGGCUUCAAGACCAAGUCCAGGACUCCAGAGGACAGACAGGCCUGGCCACAAGAACAGGUAUGCAAUGGCUUAGAACAACCCAGGAAGCAACAACGCUGUGAUCUCAAUGGGCCGAUCGACAACAAUAAUAUGCUGGAG
Molecule: messenger RNA, 1035 nt
Organism: Pseudonaja textilis
Lineage: Eukaryota; Metazoa; Chordata; Lepidosauria; Squamata; Elapidae
Source: RefSeq, a predicted model, not a curated record